Messenger RNA from Babesia sp. Xinjiang, 309 nucleotides. RefSeq lists its product as uncharacterized. Lineage: Eukaryota; Apicomplexa; Aconoidasida; Piroplasmida; Babesiidae. The transcript has a single exon. Bases 1 to 309 code for a protein of 102 amino acids. The record is from RefSeq and is a predicted model, not a curated record.
AUGUCGCAGGUGCCUAGUCUGUUUCGAUUUCCGUUUCAGGUGGAUACCCCGGGUCACGUGGAGUCCCUGUCUGCUGGCGGCGAGGAGCAGGUGGAGUCGGCAGGCGAAGGCGUUGGGGUGUGGAUCACUGGUCGAGGUGAUUUGUCCCAGUAUCUCCCAGAAGGCACGUUCCUCGCUGUUGUCACUUUCGUCUUCGAACAGAGUGGUCCGGCUGAUCAUGCACACCUGCUCGUACUGUCUAUCCAGGAACCUGUUGAGAAGGAGGAACAAGCUCGAGGCGUAGGUCGGGACAAACAGGAAAGACUGUGA